Closterium sp. Yama58-4 is the source of this 5658-nucleotide messenger RNA. Lineage: Eukaryota; Viridiplantae; Streptophyta; Zygnematophyceae; Desmidiales; Closteriaceae. The record is from the annotation of a GenBank genome assembly.
AUGAGAUUCAGUAGCGUUACCGGGUUACCAGAGGAGCUGUGCGGCUUGUUGCGACUGAAACAGUUACUCAUCGUGUCGCAGUCUCUUCGCGAGCUGCCUCUUUUCUUCGAGUGUCUCACCUCCUUGGAGCUUCUCUCCUUUCGCAACUGCCCUAUAAGCCAUCUCCCGAGCGAUUUAGGCCAGCUUCGUAGCAUCAAGAUCCUAAGCCUAUCGUAUCUGCGUCGCCUCAUUGCUCUUCCGGAAUCCAUCUGUCAACUGCCCGCGCUCUCCCACCUUUCUAUCGACCAUUGUCGCCGAUUCGCCAUGCUACCCGAGAAUCUCUUCCAGCUGCCCGCCCUAGAUACGCUGCAUAUAGACGAUCUGCCUGCUCUCAUUUCGCUUCCCAAUUCGUUCGGCCAGUUGCCUGCUGGCCAACCCUUGGGAUCUCCCCCCCUCCGGAGUCUCACCAUCCACGACUGCAAACGCCUAUCCUCGCUGCCGGAAUCUAUCGGCCAGUUUUCCGCUCUCCAGCAGCUUCGCCUGAAGUUUCUUGAUCGACUUACGGCUCUUCCGCAUUCCCUGGGGUUCCUUUUGGCAAUGAAGGAGUUGAGAGUGGUUGAGUGCGCCAAUCUCGUGAACCUCCCCGAGUCUGUAUCCGCCAUGGGAGCACUGACAAGCCUCAUUCUUGACGGCUGCUCUUUUUCGGGCCUGCCCGGAGACAUCGGGCAGCUGCAAAACUUGGUCACUGUGAAGCUGUUUUCUACAAGCCUUUCUCACCUGCCUGACUCGUUCGGGCAGCUAGGGCAGCUGAAAGAGCUGAUUAUUUACGAAUGCUACAACCUAUUCGAGCUCCCUGCCUCGUUCACCAACCUCUCUUCACUAGAAACCCUACUCAUCUAUGGUGGAUCCUCGCUUAUAGACUUGCCUCUGGGUUUCGAGAAUCUGCCGAAGCUCCGUACACUAGAGCUACUAAACUGCGCCAUGCAGUACCUGCCCGAUAGGUUCGGGGAGCUGCCGAGCCUGGAGAUCCUCAAAGUGCAAGGUACCGACACAUACACCAGCGAAGGUCAGGAGAUUGAGCUGGACGGAUUCUGCUCCCUGCGUAGCUUUCCCCCCUCCUUCAGCCUGCUCACGCGCCUGGAGCAGCUGAUAAUCGAUGGGUCCCCCCCAGCCCUCUCCCAAACCCCAGCUAAAGCCGAAGCUGAAGAGGAGGGCACACCUCACACCCCUCUGCCUGAGCUUCCGAGGAUGCCUGGAUCGAUAGUGCAGGCUGGGUUGGGGCGCCUGUCGUCGCUGGUGCACCUUCACAUUGUCAACACCAACCUCCCUGCGCUUCCGGAAAACCUAGGCGAUUUGAGGGAGCUGGCGGUGCUGCUGCUAGAGAAGUGCCAUGCCAUGACAUCGCUCCCCUCCUCCAUGGCCACCCUUCCCAAACUGCAGCAGAUUGAUCUCAAGUCCCUUCCUCUUCUGACUCACCUGCCCGAGAAUCUUGGGCAGCUGAAGGCACUCAACGAGUUGGGUUUGGAUUUAUGCAAAAGCCUGCAGGACCUUCCAUCUUCCUUCACUCUACUCUCCUCCCUCAUACAACUCAGCAUCAGCUACUGUCCCAAAAUCACUUGUCUACCGGAAUCUCUGUCCUCCUUCCCCCGCCUUUCGUCUCUAAAACUCAAUCGUCUUUCCAAGCUACGUUUUCUCCCGUUUCCAUUCUCCCUCCCAUCACUUAUUCAAGUCUCGCUCCAAAAUUGCAAGGCUCUGAGGGACCUACCCAGCGACUUGGGCAGUUUGUCCUGUCUGAGGGAGGUGGAUCUGGAUGGGUGUACUCAGCUGAAGGAGCUGCCACAGUCCCUGGUGGAUAGGAUGAAUGUGAUUACAGUGAAGGGUUCUUGGGGAAAGAGGUGGGCUCGAUUCGAUAAAAAUCUCACUAGCAUAGGAGACAUGACGAGUAGUGGUGACCAAUUCUCUCGGUUGUCUGAUGACCUGCUUGGCUCGAUUCUUGUUCUCGCCGCGUCUGCGACAACCACCAGAUUCGACGGCCACGAUUCUGAAGAUAGUAACGAGGACAUUCUGCGAGACGCGAUCGAGAAAGCAUUGGACGAACCUCUGCCGUCGGAGAGUGCGUGCGUUGACACAACGCGGGAUGCACGUGUGGUUACCGCUUCUUCGCUCGUCUCCUUUCGCCACGCGCUGGUCUGCAAGCGAUGGCUGCGCGUCGCCAGAUCCGUGCAUCCCGCAAUCAUCGUGCCUUACGACCGUUAUUUCUCAUCGCAAACUCUCGGCUCGCUCCUCACCUCAUCCACCUUGGGAUUCCCGAACCUUCGCCAUCUGCACCUCGGCGAAUUCGCGACGGACGUCGUCGAUCACCACCUCGUGCGAUCCGUCUGUGACGGAUGCGGAUCCUCCUUGACGCAUCUCACGAUGCAUCUGUGCGAUCGACGGCUGGCGACGCGCGUGCAGGAAGACGAAAUCAGAAGCGCGGCGCGCAACGGCCGUGCGGCGAUCUCACCGUCCGAUGUCUCCCAGAUCUUCAAUUCCUGCACGCGAUUGGUCAGUUUGGAUCUACGGCUGGCAGACGGCGUUCCCACGCUGCCUCCUUCCAUCAGCCGCCUGCAGCAGCUCACGAGGCUCAGCAUGCGAUCAACCUACAGCGCUUUGGAGCACUUAGAGAUUCAAAGAUCCCCUUUGGCCCACCUGCCCAAGGAUUUCGGGCAGCUGCGAAACCUAAGGAGCCUCACGCUCUCGUUAGUAGAAGGUCUUCGUGAGCUGCCCGAAUCCUUCUGCGAGCUACCAGCCCUCACGCGGUUUUCGCUCCUGUACUGCUAUGACUUUUUGAAGCUGCCCGAAAACUUCCAUCAGCUGUCAAGGUUAGAAGCGGUAGAAAUCUCAACUUCAACCGCUUCGUUUCCUGACUCGUUCGGGCAGGUGCCCGCUCUGCAGGAGUUACGUCUUCAAAACUGGGAUUUCUCGCAGCUCCCAGCCUCCCUUUGCUCAAGUCAAAGCCUCCGUAGCUUAACCCUUAACAAUUGUGGAAGCAUGACGGCCCUGCCCGAAGAUUUCGGCCAAAUCUCCACUCUAGAGUACCUGAAUUUGGAAAUGUUUGGGGAUUUCAAGGUCAUUCCAGACUCUAUCGGCCUUCUGUCUCAACUCAAGGAGCUGAAUGUGAUUGACUGCUGUGAGCUUUCUGCCUUCCCACAGUCCGUCUCCGCUAUGGAGUCACUCACAGCAAUCGUACUUGACGGCUGCGACCUUCACGAGCUGCCCGGAGACAUUGGGCAGCUUUCAAACCUGGUUUCGCUGAAGCUGUCCAGUGACAAGCUCGUUACUCUGCCCGACUCGUUCGGGCAGCUGGGGAAGCUGAAGGAAUUAGUAUUCAUGGAAUGCAACAGCCUACUUGAGCUUCCAAACUCCUUCGCCAGUCUCUCCUCCUUGGAAAUCCUUUUCAUCUACGGUGGGGCUUCUCUAGUUGACCUCCCUCCGGGUUUUGAAACCCUCCCGAAGCUGCGUACUCUCUACCUCUUCAACUGCGUUUUCGCUAGCCUGCCGGACAGGUUCGGGGACCUGCCGAGCCUGGAAGUGCUCAGGGUUGGGACAAAGGCAACGUACAGCAGGAAUAGGCUUGAGACUUGCAGCGAAUCGGAUUACGGACCUGACCUGGAAGGCGCGUGCGCCCUCCACAUGCUUCCCCAGUCCCUGGUUCGCCUCACGGGCCUGGUAGAGCUCGUUUUGGAGGGGUGUGAGAUGCUGGAGGAGUUGCCGCCAGGCAUGGGGGGGAUGGCCAGUCUUAGAGUGCUCCAGUGCCUUCCAGAGUCCCUUGUUUCCCUCGGCCAACUCACCCACUUCAACAUCUACGACCUUCCAUCUCUCCAGCAGCUUAUUGCCCCUUCCCUUGUGAACCAGUCCUCAGCCCUCGCUCAAGCCACCCACGAUGACCUGUCUAAUAAAUCUGAUUCCGAUUCUGAUAUGGUGGCCAGAUUGGAUCUCUUGUCUUCCCUGCAGCAUCUUCACAUCGCCCUCUCUAACCUCUCUGCACUCCCUGAAUCCUUGGCCGAUCUCGUGCAGCUGAGAGUGCUGCUGCUAGAAGAAUGCCCAGCCAUGACCUCCCUUCCCGACUCCCUCACUAGCCUCUCCAAUCUCCGACAGCUGACCCUCAAGUCACUCCCCUUGCUGACCCACCUGCCCGAAGAUAUCGGGCAGCUGAAAGCCCUGCGCCAUCUGAGCCUAGAGUCAUGCCAGGCUCUUAACGCCCUGCCGCCCUCCUUCACCCUCCUUUCCGCCCUCGUGCGUCUCACCAUCGCAGACUGUAAUAAACUCACCUGCCUCUCGGAUUCCAUCUCCUCUCUCUCCAGCCUUGCCUCUCUCUCACUCACACGCCUCCCUUUCCUCCGCCGCCUCCCCUCCCCGCUCUCCCUCCCGCGCCUCAUUAAGCUCUCUCUGCAAGGAUGCAAGCGCAUGAGGGCUCUGCCCUGCGACUUAGGCAGUUUUCCCUGUCUGAGGGAGGUGGAUCUGGACGGGUGUAUACGGUUGAAGGAGCUGCCAGUAUCGCUGGUGGAUAGAGCAAUGCUGUACGCGGUGGGCCUGGGCAAGGGCGCCAUCCCAGCAGCAGCAGCCGUCAACUGGGUCCUAAAAGACGGCCUGGGCUACGCAGCCAAGGUCACGCUCUCUCAGUUCGGCCGCCAUUUUGACGUCUCCCCCAAGCGCUCGCGCCUGCUCUCCGACCUCGUGGAGAAUCUCUCUGCCUCCCUCGAGCUCCUCACAGCCACCUUCCCGCAGUAUUUCGUCCAGCUGGCUGCUGCUGCUGGUGCGGGGUUCUCCGCGUCGAGUCUUGUUCAGAGUGCUACAAGGAACCGGUUUUAUGCUGGGCUGGCAGGCAGAAGAAACUUUGCCGAGGUGCUAGCACGCGCAGAGGCACAGGGCAUGGUCAGUAAGACACUGGGGAUGGCACUAGGCAUUGCAAUCGCUCCCCAUGUGGGCACAAGGGGCCCUUUGCUGUGGGCGACGCACGCCCUGCUGUCCGCCACGCACCUGUUCUGCAACUACCGCUCGUACAAAGCCGUGCAGCUCAGGACGCUGAACCCUUUUAGAGCAGAUAUUGUCCUGGCAGAGUUCGUGACCAAUGGCAGGGUGCCAGGUGUCAUUGAAGUAAACUCCCAAGAGCCCAUUCUGCCGCCCCUCAAAUCGAUAUUUUCGCCCAAGGCCACCCCCCCACCAGCGCCCGGGACAGGGAGUGAGAACUGGAUCGAGUUCGGAGUGCCGUUGGCAGCAGUGGCGCACACAGAGCGGGAGGCCGAGACCAUGGCAGCGAUAUUCCGAGGAGAGAAGUACCUAUUGGGAAGGGACGAGAGAACGGGACAGAUGCAGGUUGUGUUGAAGGAGGGAGCUCUUCCAAGGGACUUCCUCAGAGCGGCCCUGCAAGCCGCCUACCUCCGCACGCUCUCUCCACACGCCCUCUGCCCCACCAUCCACUCCCUCGCCCCCCAAGCGCGCACACACGUCCAAGCUCGCGCAGCCGAGUUUGCCUCCUUUGGGAAGCUGGAGGUGCUGCAUUCUUCGUAUGACCGCAUGGCUGCGGGGUUUGACGGGCUGUGUGAGGUUCUGAGGGCGAGUGGUUGGCGCUGUGACGAUGGCUUGUUGGCGAGGCCGGGAGACUGGCGGCUGCUGCUAACGGUGGAUAAGGGGAAGUGA